AUGUCGAAGCUUUUCCACCUCUUUCCAUUCAUCCUGGUGGCCGAGCCAAGACUCUUGGCCGUGAUGCCCUGGUUGGAGUCCGACCGUAGUGACAGGGUUCCCGUGCGCUUUUUUUUCCCCUCUUCCCUCGCUGAUAUGUUUGGCUUGAGAGGGGGUGUCGCCUUGCUCUCGCUAUGUAGUGGCGGAAGCCGGGAGCCUUGCGCCAGAUUGGGCAAUCCGUCGCCUGACCAGGCCCUGCUCGGCAGCGAGACCAAUGUGUGGCUCGCUGAUCUAUUGGUCAUUAGUCCUGUGCCUAACCCCGCGAGUCUGGGGACACCUGGAACUCAGCUCAGGGUCCUCGUGCACCUCGAUUGA
This is a messenger RNA of Verticillium alfalfae VaMs.102, 354 nucleotides long. RefSeq lists its product with no specific name. NCBI's taxonomy places the organism in Eukaryota, Fungi, Ascomycota, Sordariomycetes, Glomerellales, Plectosphaerellaceae. The transcript has 3 exons. The record is from RefSeq and is a predicted model, not a curated record. Bases 1 to 354 code for a protein of 117 amino acids.